Molecule: messenger RNA, 185 nt
Organism: Amoebophrya sp. A25
Lineage: Eukaryota; Dinophyceae; Syndiniales; Amoebophryaceae
Source: the annotation of a GenBank genome assembly
CUUGUGAUCAGCAUCAGGCUACCAAAUGUAAAUACUGCAACCAUUUCGACUCGGGGAGUCACGUAAAAGACAUAAGACAUGACAAUGAAGUAGCGCAAUUGAAAAAUGAUGGGUACGAACAACAUCAAAGAUCAGGUUGCUAUUUACUUACAUAGAUCGUCACUCAGUCUCCAACAUGUUUACAC